This is a messenger RNA of Clunio marinus, 207 nucleotides long. The record is from the annotation of a GenBank genome assembly. NCBI's taxonomy places the organism in Eukaryota, Metazoa, Arthropoda, Insecta, Diptera, Chironomidae.
AUGCAAAUGAAUUUAGUGAACAAUACCAAAUGUCAUUGUGAUAGAGAAGCUUUAUGUCAAGAACGGAAUGACCAUCCCAAACAUGUUUUUGAUAUUCUUCCCAAAAGAUUCAUUUCUGAUUCAACAAAAACAAGAAGCGAAACAAAAAAUGAGUUAAUAACUUUAUUGCAGUUUUUGUAUCUGAAAAUGUCCGCAAAAGGAUUUUAA